AUGUCCAAUAGCGGCACCAGAGAGCUCCCUUCUGCCUUCCUAUGUAGCCAUAUAUCCAAUACUGCGGACUACACGGGUACCUUCAAUAGAUCAGGUUCUACUCAGGCCUACCCAGCUCAUGAAGCACAACCGGGCUACAUGAAUGCCUCUGUUCAGAAUGCUAUGCUAAAGGAUCACUGGACCUAUUUGAAAAGCACACUAGACGCAUGCAGUGCACAGUCGGGCCGCCUCGAGACGAUUUGCCAAGAAACGCAAAGCCAUGCCAACAAUAUACAAAAUGAGCUGAAAGAAAAAUAUCAUGCACGCUAUGCACAAAUAAGCGAAGCUAUUAGGUACUUUUUGCAGAGCAGCGUCCAGAAUUUCAACGCUCUGCAAGCGCUAAAAGAGUCUAUUGCAGCACACGGGAAAGCUAAAGAAGAGCAUGAGAAGAAAUUUACUGAGUUCGUGCAGCUAUGCCAACGUGACAAAGAGGAGCUAAGGAUUCAGAAAAGUGACUGUUCAGAGCGCGUAAAACAGCUGGGUGAGAGGCUAAGUAACGCUGAAAAGAUGGAACACACUCUCAACGAAGAAUUACAAAUAUAUCUAAAAGAAGUGGUUGAUCUUAGAGAGGCGUUAAGAAAUAAGAUCUUAAUGAGGUUAGGAAUUGUGGAUUCCGUUGAGGAUUACAGAAGAUACAUAGAUGGUGUUUUAUAUUUUAAGAGUAACGAUUCAGCAGGAAAUGCACGGGUAGCUAAGGACUUCCAGAGAGGCGACCGUACCCAAGAGCUUACCAAGAUCAUCAUAAAUCAGGAUGCAAAUAGGUACAUGCAAAGCUUAAGCGACGUGCUUACUUCUAGCACGUCAGGAAAGCACAGCCAACUUCAUCCCGGUGCUACUUCUGUCCCCAAUACUGGAAAGCACGAUGAGCGUCGUAGGCCUGGGACUGAUAUCGAUCCUAGGCUUGGUAAUAGUUUAGUCCGACAAUAUAAUGCUCACCGGGAGCUUGACCGCUCACCUAGCGUGUCAGCUCGUCCAUCUAGUAAGACCUUGUUUAGGAAGCAAGUCGAUGACAGGCCCAGCUCUGCCCGAACAGCCAAGAAGAUACACUCUCCAUUCAUACUCACUAAUAAAGGAGGCGUUGCUUCUGCUAAGCAUCCCAGAACAAUGAGUGCAAUGGCUUCUCUUCAGCAACACAAGCAAAAGACUGCACCCAGAAAAUAUUUAUUUAUGUCCAGUACCCCCAUUAUAAAGGACAAAAGCAUAGAGCAGGAAAUAGCCGUGCAAAGAAGAAAGCAUUUAAGAGAAAAGCAGGAAGAAGAUGCGCUCAAACAGGAGCUAGCAACCUCAGCAAGUCUUAACCUCAAAGUACAGCACGUGAAUGGAUGGGAGGUCGUUAAAGAGAACCCGAAAUACAAACAGAGGGCAGUCUCAAGCUCACAACCGCUGACAGAAGAGGAUCUUGGACCCCUGGUAAGCACCUCUAUGCGACAGGCCACUAAAGGGCGCGGUAAAAAGAGCACAAUCAAGAGAAGAGCAGCCAAUGCCAAGCAGCAUGAAUCUGCACCACGUGCUGAGCGGAUACAUCCAGGAACAGAAGCAAUACACCACAAGGAUAUAUACCAAGAAGAACAGAUGCCUACACCCUCCAUAAAAAGACAGGACUUAGAAAUACAAUUAAAGAUUCUAGUGAAUAAGCGCAAACACAUGCAACAACAACUUAAGUCGCUGCUGGGAAUGAGACUUGGUAGAGAUGGACAAGACUCCGAAAAGGAGCGGGGCGAGCGCAUGCUGAAGAUCCGUGAAAAGAUCAAUGCACUGGAUUCUCGUAGCGAAGAACUAACACGGCAAUUGGAAGGCUUGCCGUGA
This is a messenger RNA of Giardia duodenalis, 1845 nucleotides long. RefSeq lists its product as uncharacterized. Bases 1 to 1845 code for a protein of 614 amino acids. NCBI's taxonomy places the organism in Eukaryota, Fornicata, Diplomonadida, Hexamitidae. The record is from RefSeq and is a predicted model, not a curated record. The transcript has a single exon.